GCGGCGGAUGUUGAUGUUUUGUUUCGGAGCGGAGCGAUGUGAGCCGUCUCUCCCCGGGACUGCUGGCUAUUCCGCGGCCGUUUUCCAGACCCCUUUCUGCGCGCUCUUGCCCCCGGGGUGAGGCCUCGCUGACCGCGGGGCGUCGUGUCUCUCCCGGCGUCCCUCCCGGGAGGCGCGAUGAUGGAGGACUUUGACGAGAUCUACGAAGAGGAGGAGGAGGAAGAGGAGGACGAGGACAGGGCCGCGGAGGAGCAGCUCCUCAAGUACGCUCCGGACCCGGUGGUGGUGCGGGGGUCCGGCCACGUCACUGUGUUUGGGCUCAGUAACAAAUUUGAAUCAGAAUUUCCUUCAGCACUCACGGGAAAGGUGGCGCCCGAGGAAUUCAAAGCCAGCAUCAACCGUGUGAACAGCUGCCUGAGGAAGACGCUGCCGGUGAACGUGCGGUGGCUGCUGUGCGGCUGCCUCUGCUGCUGCUGCACGCUGGGCUUCAGCUUGUGGCCCGUUAUCUGCCUCAGCAAGAGGACGAGAAGAUCGAUAGAGAAACUUUUGGAGUGGGAGAACACCAGACUAUACCACAAGUUGUGUUUGCAUUGGAGGCUAAGUAAAAGGAAGUGUGAAACCAACAACAUGAUGGAAUAUGUAAUCCUAAUAGAAUUCCUACCUAAGAUCCCCAUCUUCAGACCGGACUAGGCUGACUGCAGCUGAAUUCUAAUCUCCACUGCUGCCCAGCUGAGUCACAAUGGCUGUCAAGCUCCCCAAUUUUAACCCUUGUUAAAAUUACUCCAGUAUUUGUGUUUACACUGAUCCUCCCAUUUUUCCUCUUGGACCUCUUCCCUUCCUCGCAGACCUUCUCUUUACAGCCUUGUUUACAAAUCCAGCCGCCCUACACCUGUUCUUGGAGUGAGUCCCACUUUAAAGCGGUGACCUAUUGGGCAACCCGGCACAUGGCCUGCUGCCUGGCACCAGGAGAGGACCAGCAGUGGGAAGUGCUCGUGGAUAUUGGAACUAAAGCUGGAUGAUGGACUCUCUAAUGGAGUUCUCUGAGCCACAACUGGAAUAUUUGUCACUUUUUUUUUUCUUUUUGUUCCCAAACCUUAAGCACACGACAAUUAGAACAUCAUAAACACUUUAAUAUAUCACACCGCCGGCAUCACCUGCAAAAAUACACCCCAGUGCUUUUUGUAACAGUUGGUUUGGUGCUCGACGUCCUGCGGGAGCAGCGGGACUGACCGGGAACUCCAGAGGAGUCUUCAUCCAAAUCCACGGAGUGGCGGACAGGGUGGUUUUUACAGGGACUCUUGGGGCCAGAGGCCAGAACAGCUGAACUCUACGGCGUCGCCUUUCACCUCCCAGACAUCCUCCUCUCAUUCACGUCUCCGCACUCCACUGUGCGUCACGCUAACCCAGUGACAAUCACACACUCUGACUGUACUGUCCGCAGUAUGAACGGCUGGAUUUCGUCCGGGUGACGGGUGGGCUGUCUGCCUCCCAGCGUCUUCUGGGUCUCAGUGGAACAGUCAGCUGGGAAAGAGGCCACUGAAGAUAUAAAGAAAGAAACGUUUGUUUUAAUACCUUUUUUUUCUUCUUUUUUUAAUAUCUCAAAUUUUGUUUACUUUUAUGUUGAGGCAGUUGAUGCUCUUGAAAAGUGUGUAUGGAUGUGUGUGUAGCGGCCCCCUUGGAAUCUCCCAGACGACGUCGAUGAGCAGAGAGUUUCAACAGAUGUUUCUUUAUUUCUUCACAAGGAAGAAUUACAAUGAAAUCCAUGAACACCGUGAAAACUACAAGAAAGAAUAAAACAAAACCCAAUCCUUCCUUUUAGUUUCACAAAGAUAAUAUACAACUGAUUUUUACACAAAUCCAAACAAUCCAUACAACUAAAUACAUUCUCCAGGGUUUAACCAACACAAUAUGUGCAAAUAAAUAAAUGAAUAAACAAACAAGGACACCCCAAAGCAAAACAACUCCCCAUUUCCCACGAUAGACAAUAUACAUUUUCACCUCGUUUCUGCCUUUCCAAGGCGCCGGUUUGUUCAGCCGUUGGUUAAUUGUUUUCGGAUGUUUCAGAUUCUUAGGAUUCUUAAUAAUUGACUAAAAGUACAGACAUGAACAACAAUAAGUAAAUGACAUUAAAAUUGUUACUAAACAAUUUACCAUAUCAAUCAAUAAAUAUUCAAAUGUAUUUGUAGCGAAAUGUUACCGAUCUCUUCCGAGCAAGCGCCUCCGCGGAGCCAUAGCAACUGACGCUUUACAAAAAAAAAAAAAGAGGGGGCUCAACGGAAGAGAAACGGUGUCCUUC
Molecule: messenger RNA, 2296 nt
Organism: Salarias fasciatus (jewelled blenny)
Lineage: Eukaryota; Metazoa; Chordata; Actinopteri; Blenniiformes; Blenniidae
Gene: chic2
Product: cysteine-rich hydrophobic domain 2
Exons: 6
Coding region: 178-690 (170 amino acids)
Source: RefSeq, a predicted model, not a curated record